UAGCUUUAAAUAUAGGAUCGAACCCUACGGUUGGUCAUCAGUGCUUGGUUCCAGGCUGCUACCUCUAUCAACCACUACAUCAUUCAUAUCUUCAACAUUGUACCCUCUAGCAUUCGCAUCACCCACACGAAGCCAGAUCAUUCCCAACACGGAAAAUGUCGGCAUCCAUGGAUAUCCGUACGAAGAGCCUGAGCAAGCCCGUUAACGUGGCUCAGUACCUCUUCACACGUCUAUACCAGAUCGGAAUACGUUCAGUACACGGUCUUCCGGGCGACUACAACCUGGUCGCUCUUGACUACCUGCCCGAGUGCAACCUCAAGUGGGUCGGCAGCGUAAACGAGCUGAACGCCUCCUACGCAGCAGAUGGCUACGCCCGCGUGAAGGGCAUUUCGGCCCUCAUCACGACCUUCGGUGUCGGUGAGCUCUCUGCCAUCAACGGUAUCGCAGGUGCCUACUCGGAGAUGGUGCCCGUCGUCCACAUCGUUGGUUGCCCCAGCACGAUAUCGCAGCGCAACGGCAUGCUGCUGCACCACACUCUCGGCAACGGCGACUUCAACGUUUUCGCCGACAUGAGCGCGUCCGUCUCCUGCGCCGUGGCCAAGCUCAACGACCCUGCCGAGGUCGCCGCCCAGAUCGACCACACCCUGCGCGAAUGCUACAUCAAGAGCAGGCCCGUCUACAUCAUGCUUCCCUCGGACGUAGUGGAGGACCAGGUCGAGGGCGCCCGCCUCGACACCGAAAUUGACCUCAGUAUCGUCGAGAACGAGCCCGAGCGUGAGGACUACGUCGUGGACCUCAUUCUCAAGACCUUGCACAGCUCCAAGAAGGCCGUGGUGCUUGCUGACGCUUGCGCCAUUCGCCACCGUGCCGUUCCUGAGCUCACGGCCUUCCUUGACAAGACGAACCUGCCCGUGUUCGUCACCCCCAUGGGCAAGAGCGCUGUCGACGAGACCAAGGAGAACUACGGUGGUGUAUACGCUGGCGACGCCUCGCACCCCGACGUCAAGGCCCUCGUUGAGGGCGCUGAUGUGGUGCUCGCUGUUGGUGGCCUGAAGAGUGACUUCAACACGGCCGGUUUCAGUUACAAGACAAGCCAGCUCAACACCAUUGACCUGCACAGCGACCACUGUGUCGUUCGUUACAGCGAGUACCCCGGCGUUAAGAUGGGCGGUGUCCUGCGCAAGGUGACGGAGAGGUUGGACAUGAGCAAGUUGAGUGUCCAGAAAAUUGCCCACGUUGGACCUCAGGCUGUGGCCGAGAAGUUGGAGGGCGCAGACCAGAUCAUCGACCAGAAGUGGUUCUGGCCCCGCGUUAGUGACUUCCUCAAGGAGAACGACAUCGUGGUCACCGAGACUGGUACCGCCAACUUCGGCAUCUGGGACACCAAGUUCCCUAAGGGCGUCACAGGGCUGAACCAGGUGCUGUGGGGCAGCAUUGGUUGGGCCGUCGGUGCAUGCCAGGGUGCCGCCCUUGGUGCCAAGGAUGCCGGUUCCGACCGCCGUACCAUCCUAUUCGAGGGCGACGGCAGUUUCCAACUAACCGCCCAGGAGGUCAGCACCAUGAUGCGUCACGACCUGAACAUCAUCCUCUUCGUCCUCUGCAACGACGGAUACACUAUCGAGCGCUUCAUCCACGGCGAGGAGGCCGAGUACAACGACGUUGUGGAGUGGAAGUACAAGGAGCUCGUCACCGUCUUCGGCGGCUCGGAGCAGCGCACAAAGAAAUACAGGGUCAACAACAAGGGCGAGCUCGACGCCUUGCUUAACGACCAGGACUUCAACGACCGCAAGGGCAUGCGCUUCGUCGAGGUCGUCAUGGAUCGCAUGGACGCCCCCAACAGCUUGCGCUUGACGGCCGAGGCCAGUGCGAAGAACAACGCUCGCCGGGAAUAGAUUCUUCCCCCCCAUCCCCCGCCCCUUUUGUUUUUGGCGAAAUUCGUGGGAGGAUAGCUAAUAAAUGAGCUGGGACGAUAUAGUAAGAGAUGAGUCUGGAAGGAUUGCAUGGCAUGGUUGGAAUGAAAUCAUGAUUCGGAAUACAUCUUGGGUUAAUGGAGUUGAAGGCUUGGAUUGGUUACCACUCUGCAUAGAAAUAGAAAUACUAGAUACGAAAGCAUAUUCGCAAUUAGAAUAAACAAGUUCAAAUCA
This is a messenger RNA of Pseudomassariella vexata, 2144 nucleotides long. Its product is annotated as pyruvate decarboxylase. Gene Ontology annotation, molecular function: thiamine pyrophosphate binding; carboxy-lyase activity; magnesium ion binding. NCBI's taxonomy places the organism in Eukaryota, Fungi, Ascomycota, Sordariomycetes, Amphisphaeriales, Pseudomassariaceae. The transcript is spliced from 3 exons. Bases 156 to 1892 code for a protein of 578 amino acids. The record is from RefSeq and is a predicted model, not a curated record.